This is a messenger RNA of Daktulosphaira vitifoliae (grape phylloxera), 2258 nucleotides long. RefSeq lists its product as uncharacterized. The record is from RefSeq and is a predicted model, not a curated record. The coding region runs from base 71 to 1750 and encodes 559 amino acids. NCBI's taxonomy places the organism in Eukaryota, Metazoa, Arthropoda, Insecta, Hemiptera, Phylloxeridae. The transcript is spliced from 3 exons.
UAAUAUAAUAAUACAUUAAAUAACACUAUACUAAUUUAAUUAUAUUUUUAUAAAAAAAUUAUAAUUAAAAAUGAUCAAGAAAUAUUUUUUAUUUAUGUCAAUUAAUUUUUGGUAUUUGUCUGAGGUAUUAACCCAGACAAGUCUUCACGAAAUAAAUAAAGAAAAUUUCAAAUCAUACUUAAUUGAUUCAUUAGAUCACAUUUGUAAACAAUCUGGAUGGAAAACAAUGGAACACUUACAAUUUCAACAAUUUGAAUGUGCAAUAAACACCUCCUGUAUAACUAAAGACUCUGUCAAUAAAGAUAAUUAUUUAGAAAAAAUGUCAUGCAUAACUCAUCUACUAAAUUGUCAAUAUACUUUUGUAAUGGAAAAAUUUAAUGUUAGGUUAGGCGUAAUUUUGGAUAAAUGCCAAGAGGAAAAAUAUAACAAUCAAAUGGACCAAUUAGGACACUGUCUAAAUCGGAUACUUGGCAUUUUUAAAAGCUCAAUAACGACGUUUUCGAAAAUGUUAGAUGCGGCAAGAUACAUUAACCAAAUAGAUUUAAGAAUAAUAAACUCUUCUUUAAUCAAUCCAAAAUGCAUUGAAUAUGAAAUUGAAUUGUUUUACAAUAAUGCAACUAAGAUAGUUCAGCAGUAUUCUGACUAUAGUAUCACACAAAAAAAAUACUACAUUUUCGAUUUAUUCGAACAAAUAAAUGAACUUUACAAUGAAACAGAAAACACGAUACUUUAUCUUUAUGAAACUAGAAAAGUUUGUGGUCCAGAUCAUAAAAAUACAAUUUCAACUGAUUUAGUAACUGUAUUGAACAUAGACCAAAUUAAUAAAUCAGUAAAUAAUUUAUAUGAUUAUGUCGACAUUAUAUACAAUGAAGUCAGUUCUUAUAUGGCUAAAGUAAUUGAAAAUAAUUUUUUAAACCUUGGCUUUGAAAAAAUAAUUGGAACUAAUUCAUUCAAGUUUACAUAUUAUACAUAUACAAAGUAUGUAAAAAGUGUUGGCUUACAAUUAUAUGAAAUUCUAUUAUCUCAUAAAGGUUGGAAACUUUGGAAGCAUAUAAAUGUGAAAAAUAAAUUCAGUAAAUGGAAUCAAAUAAAUAUUGAUCAAUUAAAUGUUCCAAUUAAUGGCAUUAAUUAUUCAUACAUACGGACUUGCACUAUAGAGUUUUUAAAAUGCCGUUGUAUUGAAAUAUUUCAAUAUUUUAUUAGUAUGUUAGAAUGUAUUAAUAAAGUUUGUCAAGACGAAAAUAAAAAUAGCUGUGCAACUACGCUUUUCGAUAUUAUGGUAAAAUCUGAUGAAAUGUUUAAAAAUAUGUUAUUUGCUUUGAUGACAUUGAGAUAUACGAAAGUUAGUAAUGAAAAACGCAAUACCGCAACAAAUAUAGAGUUACAAAUAGAAUUUUGUAGAAAUUUUAUUUAUAAUAUGAGAAGGAAAUAUUGGUCAUCAAGUUCUUUCAUUGGGCAAAUUACGUAUUCUGAACCAAAAGAAUUUCUCGAAGACAUAAAAAUGUUUACAAAAGAUUUAUCAACUAAAUUCUUUCAUACAUCUCAAUAUCAGAUGAAGUAUUGUGUAAUUGAAAAGGAUUCUGAUUUGUAUGAUUUGAUGAUAAAAUUUUAUAACUUAAUUAAUAUUAAUUUUUUUAAUGAAUACACCGAUAUUCAUAAAACCAUGUAUGUGAUUUUCAAUAACUUUAUUGAGAAGAUUAAUAAAGAAACUUAUGAGAAUUUAGGUUUUAAUAAAAUAAAAAUAAUAUAAAUAUAAUUUUUUUUUUUUUAAUUUCAUUCGAAUAAUUUUGCAUUUAAUUUAUUUGUUUCUUUCUUAAAAUAUAUUCAUUUAACUAAUAGUUAUUUUUUUGUUUAUUGAAUAUAUAAAAAAACCCCAAGACUUUUUUAAUUCUGGAAUAUUCAAGGACAUGGAAACCAUAUUUUGCAUAGUGAUCUAAAACGCAAUUUAAGCAAUAUUAAUAUAAUUCAUAAUUUUAUUAAAAUAAAUUCAAUUGUAUUCAAAUAAAUUGUUAAUAGAAUUAAAUUUAUUCGUAACAUAUUAAAUAUAUGAAAUUAACUAAUUAUUAUUCUCUAUUGAUUGGAUAUUGUUACGGCAUAUAUAUAUUGGUAUACCGCUGGUGUAAAUAGUGUCUAUCGCCUAUAUUUUUAUCUUUAAUAUUAGUAAAUUGCCGUUCUUUAAGUUACGAAAUAAAUUAAUAAUUAUAUCACUGUCUUUGAUUUAUGAAUAUUAUGUUAUUAAUAAUAAAUUUAUACAUAUC